AUGAACAUUUCCAACCCUGCUCUGCUAAUUAGGUUACUGUGUGCGGAAGGAAAGGUUGGGGUGGCUCUACAACUUAGGCAUCAUAUGUUAAGGAGUCAUAUCAUUCCUGAUCUGCCUACAUACAAUCAUCUAAUAAAUGAACUUUGUAAGAUUAAUGACAUCAGAAGCGCAAAUUUGAUUCUAAUAGAGAUGUCAGAGUUGGGUGUCUUCCCUAAUUGUGCAACCUUUGAGUCAAUGGUUGAUGCAUAUUGUUGUUCUGAUGAAGUAGAAAAAGCACUUGAUCUUGUGUGUUUGAUGUGUAAAAGUGGAAUCAAACCCAACAAAAGGACCUUGAACAGACUUGUGCAUGCUCUCUGUGAAAGAGGUUUUGUUGAAGCUGCUAGGAUUCUUGUUGAAAUAUUGAACGAACACAUGGCUUCAGACUUGAUCACCUCUACAAUACUUCUCGAUGGUUGGUGUAGGAGAGGGAACAUGAUCCAGGCUGUUGAACUUUGGAAUUCUAUGGCAAAAAGGAAUACCACAUUGGACCACGUUGCAUACAAUGCUCUUAUCAAUGGUUUUCGAUUAUCACGGGAUAUGAAACUUGCUUUUAAGUACUUUGCUGAGAUGUUCAAGAAGGGUCUUCUCCCGGACCUCAUCACUUUUAACAUUCUUAUUGGCGGGCUUUCCAAGAUUGGAAAUAUGGACGAAGCAUGCUCUAUUUUCAGUGUUAUGCCUCAUUUUGGUAUCUCACCUGACCAGCUCUCCUAUCAGAUCCUAAUUCAAGGGUUUUGCCAGCAGGGUAAUGCCGCUAAAGCUGCGGGGUUUCUAAAAAAAAUGUUGGAUACUUUGAUGGUACCUGAGCCACUAAUUUGGAACGUUCUCAUCCAUAGCUAUGGAAGAUGUGGUGAUGUCAACAGUGCAUGGAAGAUGAAAGAUAAGAUGGUACACUGGGGAGUCAGGCCUAAUAUCUUCACUUACAAUGCGCUUAUUCAUUCUCUUUUAAAUAGUGGGAACAUAAAGGAUGCUCUGCGACUUAAGGAGACGAUGGAGAUGCUUGGUGAUGAAUUCUUUCCGGAUGUCAUUACAUAUAAUAUAUUCAUCAGUGAAACAUGUAAUUUUGGAAAUUCUUUCGUUGCUUUAAGGUUUUUCAAUGAAAUGAGAAUGAGAGGUGUUCAGCCUGAUGUUAUCACUUACAGCAUCUUGAUCAAAUAUUUCUGCAAUAGAGGAUCAAUGAAGAAAGCCGAAGAGAUUUUUGCUAGAAUGCAGAAGGCUGUUGUGCUUAUUGAUUACGUUCCAUUUCAGAUACUAAUCAAGUUCUAUUGCAAUCAGGGAAAUAUCAAUAAAGCAUUUGACCUUCAUGAGAUUAUGGCCAAGAAGGGGCUUGUUGGGCGCCCUUCUAUGUACUUCUCACUUAUUUCUGUGCUGAAGAAAGGCAUGGUGUAA
Spirodela intermedia is the source of this 1425-nucleotide messenger RNA. The record is from the annotation of a GenBank genome assembly. Lineage: Eukaryota; Viridiplantae; Streptophyta; Magnoliopsida; Alismatales; Araceae.